Penicillium hordei is the source of this 1032-nucleotide messenger RNA. RefSeq lists its product as uncharacterized. Bases 1 to 1032 code for a protein of 343 amino acids. The transcript has a single exon. The record is from RefSeq and is a predicted model, not a curated record. NCBI's taxonomy places the organism in Eukaryota, Fungi, Ascomycota, Eurotiomycetes, Eurotiales, Aspergillaceae. Gene Ontology annotation, molecular function: carbon-sulfur lyase activity.
AUGGCUGAUAGCAAGACUCUCACAGCAGCGUGCCACUGCCAAAGCAUCCAUUUCACCAUAACAAUUCCCGCAGUCUCCCUCCCCCUCAAAGUCCACAUAUGCCAUUGCAGCGUCUGUCGCUACACCCAUGGCACACCAUGUAUUUUCCACGCCCCACUACCAGCAGGCGUAGUACCACAGUUCGUCGUUCCUUCCAGCAUAGACAAACUGACACCCUACAACCACGCCGAGUCCCAGGGAACGCGGCAUUUCUGUAGUACCUGCGGUUGCCACAUCGGAGAUAAGUCACACGAUGACGGGGGCUGGGUGAUAUCCACGGCUAUCUUCACUAAGCCAAACCAGGGUCUAUGGGAGAUGCGCUCGCAUGCUUUUACAAACUCCUCGCUUGAUGGAGGGCUUUCCGCGAUGUUCUCGCAUAUUGGUGGUCGCCAGCUUGAUGUUUUUAACGAUUCCGGAGACAGCAUCCGAACAGGCGCAGUCAAAAACGAGGGCGAAGAAUUGCGCGCUGAAUGUCACUGCGGUGGCGUUUCGUUCUCUAUCGCCCGUCCUAGAAAGGAAUUUCUUGCUAGUCCUGCAAGCGAGGGAUGGGUUUUGCCAAGGGACACAACCAAGUGGCUUGCGCUUCUUGAUCUCUGUGAUGACUGUCGUCUGGUCGAUGGCUCCAAUGUCAUAGCUUGGAUGUUCGUUCCGAUUGAUCAUAUAUCUCCUUCUCCACUGGGAGAUUUGAUUAUCGGGUCGUCGAAAAGUUACAAGUCUAGUGAAGAGGUACUACGGACAUUCUGUGGGACCUGUGGUGCGACGGUGUUUUAUAGCUGUACCGACCGGCCGGGGAUAGUUGAUGUGGCGGUUGGUAUUUUGCGUGCGCCGGAGGGGGUGAUGGUUGAGAAUUGGGCAUUGUGGAGGGGGAGGAUUAGCUCUGGGGAUGAUGGAUUGAAGUAUGAUCCUGACUUUAGUGGAGCGUUGAUUGAGGGAUUGAAAGUAUGGGGGAAUAGGAGGGGUAUGCCGGAUGAUUUUGUUCUCCCACGAGUGUAG